Messenger RNA from Trichophyton benhamiae CBS 112371, 5277 nucleotides. RefSeq names its product RNA polymerase II mediator complex component Srb8, putative. The record is from RefSeq and is a predicted model, not a curated record. The transcript has 6 exons. Gene Ontology annotation, biological process: regulation of transcription by RNA polymerase II. NCBI's taxonomy places the organism in Eukaryota, Fungi, Ascomycota, Eurotiomycetes, Onygenales, Arthrodermataceae. Gene Ontology annotation, molecular function: transcription coregulator activity. Bases 1 to 5277 code for a protein of 1758 amino acids. Gene Ontology annotation, cellular component: mediator complex.
AUGACCAUCUCCCAUCCUCCUCAGAUGAGCAAUCCGUACUCACAGCCACCGACUGGCCUUUCUGACCAACCGACAGCUCGUAUGGCCUUGCAACAACAAGCUCGACCAGGACCGGGGAGUGAUUUAGGGAGAGGACCCGGGCCAGGCACGAAUGCGAGUCCUGUCAUUGAUCUGACGGGGAGCGACAACGAGGAUGACGAGGACCUGGAGUCUAGUCGGCCUGCGAAGAGGUUGCGCAUUGAUACAAAAGGACAUGAUGAGAUUGCGAGGAUUCUGAGUUCUGGCAUGCGCUUGAUCCAGGGAGCAAGCGACGAUGUGAACGAUGGAAAGAGUAGUGAAGUUACCGACCCAAACAUACCGUUUGUUGAGAGUGUGAGGCCUCCAGCGUCAUUUCAAGAUCGGCUGGCGUACAUCUCGGUAGAUGGAGGUGGUCAGCAGCCGCAAUCUUCAUCCUCUCCUUUACCUCUGCCCCCUCGACCGCGAAGGAGUCUGUUCAUGCGGGACAAAUCAGAAACCGCCCCUGAAGACGAUGAGCAGGAAGAUAUGACAGUCCAGACCACCCCAUAUACUAUGGAGAAACCUGCUGCUGCUGCUAGGCUCGCAGAUAAUACCGUCCUCGACUUCCACCCGUGGACUGGAAAUCAUCCAGAAGAUGCUCUCAACGAACAAACCGCCAAACAAGGCUUCUAUGACCGUGUUCAGCUGUCCCAGAACGAAAGUAAUACCGCACGCCCAUCUCUAUACACACACUUUAAGAACCCCAAUGGUCUCAAAGCGCUUUCCCAUAUAUUCGCCGCUGCCCUCAAACGAAGACAAGCCAUGACGAAAGUCACGCCAAACUCAACAUUCAAACCACCACCGCGCGUUACACUCACCGAUAACAAACGCGAAGCCUGGCUACGAGACCUGGCUAACCCAUCCGUACCCCUCAGGCGGCUUAGCAGAACCAUACCUCACGGUAUUCGUGGCAAGAUAUUGCUGGACCAGUGUCUAGGGAAGAACAUACCUAUUGGACGCGCAAUCUGGCUGGCCAAGUGUGUGGGCGCGAAUGAAAUACGGGCGUUCAAACGGAAAGGGACGGCAGCUACCAUUGCGAGCGGGCUUGAAGCGAAAUGGGUAAAGGACUGGACUGGGAGUGUGCAGCAGUUCAUGGAAAGUGUGGUGCAAUCGCAUGAGGACGCCGGGUGGAUUGAGAACCAGGCUUAUGCCAUGAGAUUGUCUGGUCGUCUAUUCUUGGAACAACUGCUUGACCAGGAUGCCUACCUCGAAUGGUUUCUCGGCUCUCUGCAUGCAUCUAACCUGGAUAUGUUACCUGUCUGGUUAUCAACUAUUGGUGUUUACUGGAAGAACCUCACCAGCUACCGAAAAAGAGGCAGACGUCUGGCACAGACCCUACUUGAUAAGCUAGCAUGGGCUCUGAAUGUUAACCGUUCUGCAGUCCUUAAUCCACUAAUCACACGCCUCCAGUCACUUAUCCGUUCGUUCAUCACCUCUUAUCCAUCAUCCUUUGUUCUUCCCUUGACUUGGUCUCAACACCAGAAAGCCUUGACUGCAUGCUUCAACACAUCCGUACCCCUGGAGACAGCGAUACUCGCUCAACUCAUUGCACGAAAUGCUCGUCUAUCCAAAGUCUCGCCUCAGUCUGCUAUAAACUCUCCUCAGUCUAUCCCACGACCCGCCCCACAACAACUAAUAUCGCUCCUUGACGCCCCAUGUGCAUCUAAUGGUUUCCCUCUUCUUGCUGCAAAAUGCCUUGCUCUCCCACUAGAUCACAGAACAUUGAUACAUAGCCUCCUGGAAUGGUCAUCUACCCCUUUCAGAUAUGGAUGUGCACGAAUCUAUGCCUCUGCUCGACUACUCCGUCGUUGGAGGAAGCUCUCGAUCGAUACUGAUGCGCAUAUAUCAUCAUUCUUGGCCGAGAACAGCAAAUAUAGCGCCCGCCAGCUCGAAAAUGCCUACCAUCUUGUCUCGGAACUGGUACGGUCCCAGUCCUUUUCCGUUGGCAAGUACUUGGAAUGGCUUAUGGCAAGAGGCGCGGUGAGAAGUCCUGAUAUGUCUGGUCAAUAUCUGACAGCUGACGUAGAGCUUCUACGACAUCUUCCGUCAAGUAGACUUCCGGAACAUAUCUGGAAUCUACGCAACACUUUGCUCUCUAGAGCGGGCGUGUCGGUCGAUGCCGAGGCGAAGCAAAUACGCCAAAUCAAGACUUAUCUGUUGCAAAAGCAUUCUGACAUUUUUGUUGGGCAUGUUGGUACUACUGACACUGAGAUGAUGGAUGGUGACAUUGACUGGGCCAGUCUCACCUGGACAGUCAAGUCGGAAAUUUCACAUUGGAUUCGAGAGCAGGUUGCAUUGAAACUUCGAGCCCAGGCUCAAGCCCAAAAUCAACCUUCCAGUAAUGCAACCGCUCAAGCAAUCGCUUCCAUGAUAAGGCCAGAUCAGUUUUACUUUCUGCGAUGCAUCCUGGAGCGCAUGGGUGAUGUCUCGAUCCUCGCUGAUGUCCUCAAACUCCUCUCCCAAUCAUCCAACCCCACCGUCUUAGCUUCCGUGACAGAUACCUUGAACUAUCACUUACCAUCUUUCACUGCCAUCGGUGCAACAAUGGAUCUUCUACAAAGCUUUGCCAUCUCCUACUCAAAACUCAGCAAGACUGAAGCGCACGUUCAAGAUUUGAUAGUCUCUCUGCUUGACGUUGCCAUUGUCAUACCAUCAGAAGCCUCUACUGUUGCUGUCUUGCGCCGCGACCUAGCACGCUAUGACAAGAAGUCAGCCAUGGCUGCCUCAUCGCCAGUAUCAGAACAUAUGGCUGACACCCUCAACCCUGUCAACCCUACCUUUGGUGGGAUGCUUGACCAGCUUCUUGCCUCGGGAAACUGUAUGGACGAUGCUACGCUUAUGCGUAUAUUUGACUUGCUUAUCCAGAAGCUUGAGACAGGCAAGGCAGAUAUCAGCAUCACAUCCAGCGAGGCAGCGCGGUAUCUUGCACAACUACGUUUGUUCAAUCCCAAGACUUUUGAUGGGCUUAUGAUCAAGCGUGUGGUUGGGAUGAUACGCACUUCUCCCAGACCAAAAUUGUCCCACUUUCUACCACCGCUCAUCGGAGUGGGCUGCAUCACUCUUCCGGCAUUUUUCGGUCUGGUGAAGAGGCUUCUUCUUGAUGCUGAUAAGGCUGGAGAAAAUAAUAUACCUGAUCUUUUGCACCUCAGGUUGGACAUGUUGAGUGUUCUAGGGCUAGGGACAACCGACCAAAACACAGUCCCAGACCUCGUAUUCUACCGCUUCAAGAUCUCCCGCCAGGAGUUCGUCCAGAAACACUGCUGUAUCAUUGUCAGCGCUAUCCGCGAUGCUGUAAUGGAUGCGUCCGCAAACCAUUCUGCCGCCGACGCCUCUCUUCAUGAACAGUGGAACAAGGCCAUUUUCCCACUUCUUUGCGAGAUAAUGGUUCGACAUUCCAGCCUCGCGAGGGAUGAAUGUGUCAAAUGGGUGACGGCGAAGUUCCCAACAGGAUUACGCCUCCUUAACCAAACGCUGGACAGUCUUCUUGGCGUGGAAUCAGGCAAUGGUAAUCUUGAGAUUCUGCCAUUGCCCAACGGCGAUGAUGCCGGAGAUGCUAAUUUGCACGCAGAUCCUAAUCGUGCUUCGACCAGCUCCCAGUCGGUUCAGCAGCAAGCGUCAGAUACUAUCCGUCGCAUUGAUGACUUCUCCUUGCCAUUCUGUCUUAUCAAGCUGCAACUCCUACUUGCGGAAACAGAUGCAGCCGGAAAGGAGAAUGUUCUUGAUCCUAUCUUUUCUGCGGCUGAAAUGGAUGUGAAGAAGGGGUUAUCCCGAUGGGUGGAAAUUAUCACUGUUCUGGAUGACGAAGGAAAACGACAGGUAAGUGUCGAGAUAUUCCAUAUUGCAAAAAGGCACCUACUAACCAUCCUUCAGCUCCAACAAAAGGCAGAGAACAAACUUUUAUCGUUGUUCAUUACAUCUGCCUCCUCAUCCUCGACGGGCAAUAGUGAUGAUGGACCGGCACCUCAUGAGUUUGGGUUGGUAUACCUGCGCAUAAUUGAGGAGCUGGUGUCCAAAGAACCAAAUGAAAACGACAACAUUUCUUCCGCAAUCGGCAGCGCCCUGUUGGAAAGAAUGAAUCUCUUGCUUCAGCGGAUAGCGUUUCUGUCAAAGGCCAAGCCUACAGAUUCGGGCACCACUAUCAUGGCUCAGUGUAAUGAAGGCGGCAUGCUUGGAAUAUGGAUAUACAUUCUUCUUCGUCUUGUGGCCUUGUAUCGCUCAUCUUUCGAUGUUGAGCGUGCCUCUAAGACAGAUCUCUCUGACCAAACUCGCCUCCUGCUCAGUAUUUGCUACAUGGCAUUUACUCCGGCCUUAAUGCAGGUACUCUCGCAUACCACCAACCUUCCUCCCGCUCCCACUGGCAAAUAUGCCCACCUGCAAAGAACGGUACCAGGGAACUGGAAUAGCCUACGAAUAUAUACUAUUGAUGUUGCCAAUAUCUUGGUCGAUACCCUCCCGGAUGAAGCCCGCAUCCAGUGUGCCCGUUUCCUCCGUGAUCGGUCCCCUCUCUUCCUCCAGCAGCAACAAGAUAGCCGUCUUCUAUAUCUUUUUGGCCCCAUGCCUGAUCCUCAAGCCGGCCCCAUCAGCUCUUCUACUAGCACCACAACCUCCAGCGCGCCACCUCCCGGCUCAUCACCUCUAAAUACCCAAGGCCCUACAGCACAGGGCUCAUCUGCCCAACCUCCUCACCCAACCAAUCCAUCAAUCCCCACUGUCGAAGAAACAACCUCACCAGUUCAAAAUUUCCGAUUCCAGCAGGGCAAUCGAGUCGUCGGUCCCUGCCCUCCGAGAACAUGGGAAAUGAUCGAAGAAUCCGCUCCUGUUGUCGGCCGACCUUCACUUCAAGGCGACAUCACACCCACAUUUUCUUUUCUUCUCUUUUCCCUCAAAUACUUCAACGUUUUUAUAUCAUUCCAUGAGAUAUGUGAGCAUUUACUUGGAUACCAAUUUGCUUCUCCUAUCAGCGACUGCACCAUAUUACUUACCUCCUACGCUAUUUUUAACAUCUCCAGCUUACCCAUUUUCACUUCCUAUAUCUUUUUAACGAAUAAUAACGAGCAUCUGUUAUUGCUUUUGGUUUGGAGCUCUCUCAGCGGUGAACGGAUGGACGGACGUCGGAUAUUGUUUUUUUUCAUUGCCCUAUAUUUUUCCAUCAUUCCUGUUUGUAUCACGGACUGCAUUUAUUAUCGGACGUCGGAAAUUGAAACCGUCUCUGCCUGUUAA